AUGGCGCCGACUCCCUUCGCCAAGCAGAUGGAGCAAGCGGCUAAGAAGGACACAAAAGCCGCCGCUCCGUCCCCUAAUGCGAAGGCCAACCUCCUCGCCUCAGCCUUCGUGACCGCCCCGGGCUCCAAGAAAGCCAUGAAAGAGUCCGAGAACAAGAUGGGCGACGUGGCCAAGAUCUACGAGCUCUCCCACGCCGACCGCAAGAUACUGGCGACGGGGCCAAAGGUGCAAUUCGUCGACAGCGAAAACGCACCAGUAGCCGAGAUGCCCGUCGCUCUCUUCCGCGCGAUCUCUAUCAAGAAGGAGAUGGUAGCUGGCCCUGAUCCAGUGAUCAAGCUGCCCGUAGGACUUGAAGUUCAGAUGGUCCAAGAUCUGAUCACGCACUUCAACGAGAUCACCACCUGGAAGAAGUUUGCAAAGGAGAUUCACCCGUACAAAGCCCCGGGCGCCUACGAAGACCUCCAGCUAUGCAGCGCCGCGGACUACCUCGGCAUGAUGGCGUACACCCAGCGCAUUUUCAACCGCUACUGGGCCCUCAUCCGCGCGGAGCGUCUGCCAGAAUAUUCGGACAUCGAUGCUUUCUCCAUCAUCCAGACCCCCAUUGGCGAGAACCUCUUCCGCAAAGUAGUCAACAAGCUCGCUCAGGCCGAGCUUGAAGGCAAAAUUCCCGACCCGGAGGAUUAUGCGGCCUAUCUCGUGCACAACGAGCGGUUUGGUCUAGCUGUCACCGAAGCCAAGGAGAAGAUGCAGAAGCAUCAUGACUACGUUGAGCGCACGGCCAAGCGGGAGGCGAACGCGAAACAGAAGAACGAUGCCGAACAGAUGUGGUCGCAGCAGCGGAAGCUGACCCAGAAGGAGAAGGCGGAGAAGGACAAGGCGAAGUGGGAGGCGGCGAGGAAGACGGAGGCGGAGCUGGCUGCUCGUGUCCAGGCGAAGCAGGCGGCGCCGGGGCCGAAGAAGUGGACUGUGGAGGAGGCGGGCUACCUGCGUCGUGUUCGUGGGAUUAACGUGCCUGUCUAG
Alternaria ventricosa is the source of this 1020-nucleotide messenger RNA. RefSeq lists its product as uncharacterized. The coding region runs from base 1 to 1020 and encodes 339 amino acids. The transcript has a single exon. Lineage: Eukaryota; Fungi; Ascomycota; Dothideomycetes; Pleosporales; Pleosporaceae. The record is from RefSeq and is a predicted model, not a curated record.